AUGGUGAGCCAUGAAGAGGAAGAAUCUCAACCUCUAAUGGCAGGACACGAUCCCGUAGACGUCGACGUUGUGCCCGUCAGCGGCAGCAACAGCAAUAGCGAUACCGAGCACGACAGAAGAAAUCGAGACAAUGCGAAUCAUCCAGAUGCGCCUCUCGAGUCUAAUUCUCGCCUCGAAAUCGACGAUAGCGAUCCUCCGACCCCGCUCUUUGUACAGGACGAGAGUUCAUGGAAAAGAUGGAAAUGGGUUCCUUUUCCUGUUCGACGAGGCGUCAACUGGAUCGCUAAAUGGUCUCACGGUCCUACGAACCCCCAGCCCUAUCGCAUAAAGCCUUUCUUCUCGAUCAUACAAGAAUAUCCCCUCUUUCUUGUCGAGCGCUUUCUGCCCAAAAGAAAACACCGCCUUUGGCUCGUAUUUUUCUACCUCUCUAUCUGGAUCGUCACUUUUGCUCUGGUUAAGCGCCGGGACUCUGUGGCGAGUGAGAUUGAAGGAUGGGGCAUGCCUCAGACCAUCGGAUGCGGUGUGACAUAUUGGGGUAGAGGGAACGCGUGCGGUCUCGAUGGAAGUGAGUGCCGUCCCUUCAGCGGUAGCGGAUUUCCCUUCAGAUGCAGGGCGAAUUGCGAGAGCUUUCAUGUUCUCAACCCUAGAGCGGUUGGGAACCAAGAAGUUAUCUAUGCGCCCAUGGUUGUAGGUGGUCCUGGGACCAAUGGAUCGGACGAGGCGGUGUAUCGUGGGGAUUCGUUCGUCUGUGCAGCCGCUAUUCAUGCCGGUGUCAUCUCCAACCAGAACGGUGGUUGUGGUGUUGUCGAGAUGAUCGGUCGCGAUCAAGAGUACGCUGCUUCCAAGCAUCACGGAAUCUCAAGCGUGGGGUUCAAUUCUUACUUCCCCUUGUCCUUCCGCUUUGCGCCGGAUGUAACUUGUUCAUCAAGCGAUUCACGAUGGGAACUUUUAGCCGUUUCGACAGUUUUCUCGGGAGUCUUGUCUCUUUUCACCAAUUCGCCAGCUCUGUUCUUCUUUUCUGUCUUUACAGGCAUCUUCUGGACUGUUGGUAUGGCCCUUGAUCCGCCUCCGCAUACCUCAGUUGCGGCAUUGUUCUCCAAUUUGAUCGGCAAAUUUUUGCCUGCCAUGUUCUGCGCAUGGGUCAUGUAUGACAAGAUGGGUGUCCGUCGUACUCUCCGUGGUCUCACAGCCCAGAUCGAAAAGACGAUCUUGUGGCUAGGCGGAUGCUGGGUUGGAGCUAUGGAGAACUACACGCUCAGCUUUAUUCCCAUCCAGCGACUAAACAAGCAUGAUCUGGACCAGCAACCCGGUGCUAGGGCUGCUCUGGCUAUCAUCAUUAUUUUGCUCGCCGUGAUCAUUACCUCGCAGGUGUGGUUCUUCAGGCAAGAAGGACGCCUGAUUAAGUACCUCAAGCUCUAUGCGCUUCUUGUGGCAGCUAUCCUUAUUUCACUUACCAUUCCAGCGCUCAGUCUACGUAUCCACCACUAUAUCAUUGCUCUUCUGCUUCUUCCUGGAACGAGUAUGCAAACACGACCAGCUUUACUCUACCAAGGCAUCCUCGUUGGUCUAUUCAUUAGUGGUAUCGCUCGGUGGGGUUUCGAUCCUGUGCUACAAACAUCCCUAGCCCUGCAAGGCGAUGCUCAGAAGGGUUCACGACUGCCCUCAAUUCCAACGCCGGCCAUCAACCUCGGCAACGGAACAGACGCUCUGUCAAACAUCACGUUCAAAUGGAACGAGCCACCGGCCCAGUUGUACGACGGUAUCAGCAUCCUCGUCAAUGAUGUGGAACGUUUCCGCACAUAUUUCAGCGAUGUAGACUCAAAGCGUGAAUUUGUCUGGAGCAGAAAUAGCAGCUUGAAUCUACCAGAGUACUUCCGUUUUGCAUACAUGGAUGGAAGCGAGAGUGGGGAUUAUACAAAGGCUGGUAUCUGGACAUCAGACGGCGAGUGGACGAAAAUGAAACCUGGUCCGUCUCGGCGAAGCUUGGAUAAGGAUAAAGAUGAAUUGGUUCAGCGAAAAUGA
Molecule: messenger RNA, 2022 nt
Organism: Fusarium coffeatum
Lineage: Eukaryota; Fungi; Ascomycota; Sordariomycetes; Hypocreales; Nectriaceae
Exons: 1
Coding region: 1-2022 (673 amino acids)
Source: RefSeq, a predicted model, not a curated record